This is a messenger RNA of Mercurialis annua (annual mercury), 867 nucleotides long. RefSeq lists its product as uncharacterized. The transcript has a single exon. Gene Ontology annotation, molecular function: nucleic acid binding; RNA-DNA hybrid ribonuclease activity. NCBI's taxonomy places the organism in Eukaryota, Viridiplantae, Streptophyta, Magnoliopsida, Malpighiales, Euphorbiaceae. The record is from RefSeq and is a predicted model, not a curated record. The coding region runs from base 1 to 867 and encodes 288 amino acids.
AUGAAGCGAUGCAUCCAUGACGGCAUUCCCACAGGAUCAGCACUACAUCAUAGAUUACAGUUACCUCCAGAUUGCAAAUGGUGUGGAGAGCAGGAAACAGUUCUACAUCUUCUUUUCUUAUGCCCCUUUACAAGACAUAUUUGGUUUCAAUGCCCUCUGAAUUUCAGGUCAACAUGGGGAACACAUACAAGUUUUGCACAGCAUUGGAAAGCAACGAUAUCACAAUUAAAAGAGAUUGGCUCCAGCUCUCAAGAUAUCUCUUUGUACUGCUUCACCUUGUGGCACAUUUGGAAAACAAGAAACAAUCUCAUCUUUAGGGAAGAAGAACCAACAAUUGAAGACACAAUACGAUACAUCAUAACGGACGCAAAUGAAUUCGAGCAGUCCCAGAUUAAACAUCACAGUGUACCUCGACGGAAUCAAACCUUCCAGUCACCACAGUCUACUGCCAAUAUCAUACCUUCAGGCUUCAUGAAGUUGAACUAUGAUGCAGCGGUUGACAUCCAGAAGAAACGAGGAUUUGUUGGAAUAAUAGCUAAAGAUGACCAUUCCAUCCAAAGAGAAAAAAUUUCGGCGCAAUUCAGAUUUAUCUGGGAUCCGGGGAUUUUGAAAAUGCUAGCACUUCGGGAAGCGAUGAAUUGGGCCAUUUCACAACAUUGGAAGAAAGUUAUUUUUGAAGGUGAUGCUCUUCAAGUAUCCAACAUCAUCAACUCGAGGCAGUGUUCUAAUGCGGCCUUACAGGGUAUUUGUGAAGACAUUUGGUAUCUACAAAAUUCCUUCAUUACAACUUCAAUCCAAUAUAUCCCUCGUACCCAAAAUUCAGAAGCACACAACUGGGUACAAGCAGUGAAACAUGGUAUCCUUUAA